GGGCAUCACCUCGCUCUCGCCAUGCACCAAGGCACUAACGUAGGAUUCCCGCUCGAAGCUGCGUAAAAAGUUGAGCACGUUGUUUGUUUCGAUGUCAUUGCAAUUCCAGAAAACAACGGAGCCCUCGCGAAAAAAGAAUAUCUCACGAGGAUCUUCGCCUGUUGGAUACUUGGCCGUCACAAAUAGCACGCUCUGCUCCACUCCCAGAUUGUCGGUGGAGAAGAAACGUUUUGUCUCGUACAGAUUUUGUUGCCUGAGCGCCGCAUGCAACUCCUCCAGAUUGUACUCAUCGGCCGUGGUGAAGCCGCGCGCAUUAAGGAAGCCCAACGCUGACAUUUCAUCAACUGCCAAACGCUUCUUGCGCAACGCACGCGAUCUGCUGGGCAACAUCGUUUCCAGUGGUUCAUUCACCACGGGCAAAGGCUUAACUGUGCUCGCCGGAUGCGUCUUGUGUGUCUUCGAGCGCCCUCCAGUCGUUGCGCCUGCGUCUGUUGGUGUGGAUAUGCUGCUGGCAAAACAUCUGUGGCUUUGGAGAUGGAGAUGCCAUUCUGGCGCAGUUGCUCUCCAGUUGCAUUGUGGCUGCGUGAGCUUGGAAGUCAGUAUUCAAUUCAACAGUAUAAACAUGGAAAACGCCUUGUAUGCAAACGUCAAAAGACUCUAUGAUCAUGGCUUAUACGAGUGCGUUAUAACAACGGCUGGUCUGCUCUCCACUCUGCUACAAAAUGACCGCAACAUAUGCACUGUGGAAAUGGAAUAUCCCACAAUGUUAUUCCUAAGCCAUGCCAACUAUGAAGAGCGCAAUUAUCGCGUUGCCGCCCAGCAGAUGGAGUCUGUGCUGGUGCAGCGGAAGUCGGUGCAACGGUAUAAGAGCAGCUUUCUCUACGGCAUUGAAAAUUCCUAUCCACAGUUCCAGGAGCUAGAGAUGCGCUUUAAACUUGCUACUUGCUAUCGCCAUCUAUGUGAUUAUUCCAAGGCCAUAUUUACGCUGCGUGGCACAAAGGAGCGCACGCCCAGGCUAAAUAUGUUGCUGGCGCAGCUGCUGAAGCUGCAUGGCAGCACCUUGGGAAAGACGGAAACAAUACAAGCCUUUAAGGAUGUGCUAGCUGAAUGUCCCAUGGCGCUUACGGCGAUAAAUGCGCUCAUCGAGCUGGGCGUCGAUGGCAACGAGGUGAACUCGUUAGUAUUAAAUGCUGCACCAGUGCCCAAGCCCAUAGAGUGGCUAAGCAACUGGAUCAAGGCCAAUGCACUUAUGUAUGGCUGCAGGCACAUUGAGGCCGCCAAGACGUUCCAGAAUAUCAAUGACACCACCUUGUUUCGCCAGAAUGACUAUUUGCUUACUUACAUAGGUAAAUGCCUCUACUAUUAUGGCAACUAUGUGCAGGCGGAGCAGUAUUUGGGCAUGGCGGCCAUGGUCAAUCGUUAUAACAUGGAAGCGCUUAUGCCGCUUUCAGUUGUGCACGAGUUCAACAACAAAAAGGAUCCGGAUCAUGAGAAGCUCUUCUUGCAGCUGCGCAACGUAAUGCCCUGCGAGUUCACCACAGCCCAUUGGUUCAUCUAUGCCCAUCAUGCGUAUAUGAACAAAAAGUUUGAGCGGGCUCAUGAGUUUGCCGAGCGUGCUUUGUCGCUGGAUGGGCGCAAUAUUGAGGCGCUGCUGCUGCGCGGCAGGAUGUUCACGGCUCAAGGACAGGCUAAGGAUGCCAUUAAUAUAUUUCGCUCGGCUCAGAGCUGUGCGCCAUAUCGCUUCGAAGUGUACAAAGGGCUGCUCGCCUGCUACAAGCGCUUGAAGCGCAUGAAGGAGGCGCAGGCCAUUUGUGUGCUUACCAUCCGCUACUUUCGCACCUCACCCCGCAGCUACACCAUGUUCGGUGAUGCGCUCUUCCACUCGAACAAUCCCGCCGCCAAAAAGAACGCACGCAAAUUUGCAGAAAAAGCAGUACGCAUUGAUGAUUCCUAUUCGCCGGGUAUAGCGCUCAUGGCGGUCAUUUGUCAGCAUGAGGGUGCCAUACAGGAUGCCAUUGAGUUGCUGCGCAAACAGGUCACACGUUAUCCGCAUCCCAAGCUCUACACCAUGCUGGCGGGACUGCUGAGCAGCGAAAAGGAUGUGGAUGCCGCCUUGCAUUAUUUCUCCAGGGCCCUAGCCAUGGAGAGUACAUGCCAGCGCGCCUUGGAUGGUAUCAAUGCCUUGUCUAAGGCCGCUCGUGCCGUUAAGUCAGGCAGUGAUUAUACUAGUAGCACUGCUGAUGUAAGCAGCAGCACCACCACCGGCCCCAGCACCAGCAGCGGCAGUGGAGCGACAGGCAUGGGUGCAACCUGCGGUACACCGCAUCAGGAUUGGCUUUUGGAUGGUGAGGACACGACGUCUCGCGAUGCGCUGGAACUGUCCUCUCCCGCUAUGGCGAAGGAUGAUGAUGACUCCGACGCAUUCUCUGAUCCCUUUUGGGAGGAUGUCGAUGGAGAAAUGACUAACUAAAUUUUAUGUGCGACUACAGUACAGUCUUGUAUCUUCUUUGGUACAACAAAUUAAACGUAACUAUCCUAUUUCUUUAAGUAAGGUAUUUAUUUAAAGAAAUAUAAGAAUUCGGUCCGUUUCGAUAGUUUAUGUGCACAGGCGGU
This is a messenger RNA of Drosophila busckii, 2613 nucleotides long. RefSeq names its product anaphase-promoting complex subunit 7 (gene APC7). Gene Ontology annotation, biological process: cell division. Gene Ontology annotation, molecular function: protein binding. The transcript has 5 exons. The record is from RefSeq and is a predicted model, not a curated record. Bases 92 to 2470 code for a protein of 792 amino acids. NCBI's taxonomy places the organism in Eukaryota, Metazoa, Arthropoda, Insecta, Diptera, Drosophilidae.